Salvia miltiorrhiza (redroot sage) is the source of this 2981-nucleotide messenger RNA. RefSeq lists its product as uncharacterized. The record is from RefSeq and is a predicted model, not a curated record. Lineage: Eukaryota; Viridiplantae; Streptophyta; Magnoliopsida; Lamiales; Lamiaceae. The coding region runs from base 342 to 2261 and encodes 639 amino acids. The transcript is spliced from 3 exons.
UUAUUUCCAACGGUAUUCUAAGUACGUCUGGCUCCUUUUAAUUUCACUUUCACGUGAAUAUAAAGUUCUUGCAAGUACACUCAUGUCAAUAUAAAGUGAUUCCUUUCCUAGUACAUUCACGGGUGAGGGUGAGUAAAUUAAACAUAAAUUAAACACAAAGGCCUCCAUAUAUGUUGAAAGGAUGAAGUAAAUACCACACAAACAUUCAAAACAAGUUGUCUCAAAGGCCUCCAUAUUUGUUGAGUUAUAAUUCUUCUUCUUGGAAGCUUUGGGGUUCUCAGCUGCCAUUUCAUUGGAGAAUUGGGAGAAAAGAAAUUUCAUCGCAUAUCUAUCAACUAAAGAUGACGGAGUGGAAAAACGUCCUUGUGAGAUAUGGAGGAUAUUGGAACGAUGUCUUAUAUUGUGGUGGAGGUGCUACAUUUGCUUAUGUUCAGACAAAUAACAUAAGCAUUUCGGAGUUAAGGCAAAAUAUCAAUUACUACUUGAUGGCAAAUUCACUGAGUACCGUCUACAAUUUAUACUAUCUAUCGAGAUCUCGAAGUGGCAGGAUCAUCCGAUCUCUUUUAAGUACUGAUGACCAACUUUCUCGACUUUGUGCCUUUGAGGUCGAGCCAGAGGUUUAUGUGACACAUGAUGGUGGCACUUCCCAAUCGGAGCAAGAAGUUUAUCGACCUUCGAUCGAGAUACCGUAUGCAUCUACUUAUGAGCACCCUCCUCAGCCCACGUCAUUCGAGGAGCCCAUCUCAAACCACAUGAGAGGUUUUGAUUGGUUUGCUGAUAAUAAUGAUGAUGAAGAGUAUGUUCCAUCAACAGACACUGAUGAUGAAGAAGAUGAGGAUGAUGAAGAAGCAGAGGAGCGUGAGUCUGCUCGAGUUGAUUAUGGCACAUUUGCUGAGCAUAUUGCUUGGAUUCGUCGGGAGGGAGGAAUCGGGCAGCUUAUGUCCAUGAUAAUGCAGACAAACCCGCAAAGGCUUGAAGAAGAGUUGGGACCCGAACAAACUGCAGAAAUGAGCAAUUGGCUAGUUCCGGUGGUUCCGAAGGAUUUUUCAGUGAAUUUAUUUGCAGGUAAACUUGACAACAUACCAGAUCCCGAUGAGUUGAGCGAAGGUUCUAUCUUCGAAAGCAAAGAGGAGCUGAAAUUAGCGGUGGGGUUGUGGCAUUUGGAACGUCGUGCAGAAUUUGUCAUUCCUCGAUCGGACUUGGAUAGGAUUACGUUCAAAUGCAGAUAUCGGACUCAGUGCCCAUUUCUGUUGCGAGCUACUCAACAUGGUGACUUUUGGAUGGUUCGAAAGUUUGGGCCUGCCCACACAUGCACUGACAACCUCGUAAAUAUUGGAGUGAGGAAGGUACCAGCUCGUGUAAUCGCAGCAUAUAUAGCAAAGAAAAUGCGCGAGGAUGGGGACAUAGUGAAGCCGAGGUCCAUUGUUGUUGAUUUGCAGAGAGAGUACGGUGUUCAAACCAGUUAUAGUGUGGAGAUCCGACCCCGUAAUAUGGCAGUGGAGAUGAUAUACGGCGGACACAAAGAAUCUUAUGGAUUGCUGCCAGGCUAUCUGCACAUGUUGCGGAUGUGCAAUCCGGGAUCGGUGACCGACUUGGAAGUUGAUGAGAAUGAUCGGUUGAAGCAUCUCUUCGUAGCACUUGGUUCUUGCAGAGUCGCGUACACUAUGUGCAUGAGGCCAAUAAUUGUUGUUGACGGCACACACUUGAAGGGCCGCAAUAAAGGUGUUUUGUUUGUUGCCGUCACAAAGGACGACAACGAACAAGUGUUUCCAAUGGCUUUUGGGAUUGGUCCGAUCGAGAAUGAUGAAUCGUGGAAGUUGUUUUUCUAUCGAUUGAAGGCGGCUUAUGGUCAGAAUUCUGAGACGUUGAUUGUUUCCGAUGCCCAUAUCAGUAUACAAAAUGCGGUUAAAGAAGUUUAUCCACACGCUGCACACGGCUUGUGCUACUACCAUUUGUUGAAUAAAAUUACUAGGUAUGGCAAGGCAGCCGUUGCUUUCUACCAAAAGGCGGCUUAUGCAUAUCGAGAGAGUGAUUUUGACAAGGCAAUGGCAAGCUUAAAGGCAUUAAACGAAGACGGGGGAGCAUAUACCAAACUUAUGCAGGUUGGUCCUGAGAGAUGGGCUAGAUCUAAGUGUCCUGUUCGUCGCUAUAGUUUUCUGACCUCAAAUGUUGCUGAAUCUUUCAAUUCUCGAUUACUGUGGGCAAGACGUCUGCCUAUAUGCUCUAUGGUUGAGGCGAUUCGUCAUAUCAUAGAAAAAUAGUUUGAUGAAAGACAGGAAGCUGCAAAGACGUUUUCUGCAGAUGUUACACCAGAGGCUCUACGAAAGCUGACUGCUGAAUUGGAGAGGUCGCGGAGAUAUGAGGUGGUUGCCAUGUCUCCAUCUGCUUUCAAAGUAAAAGAUUCAAACAGGUCAUUCAAAGUGAAUGUACAAACGCAGUCAUGUACGUGCUUCGAAUGGGACAUGAACCUGCUACCGUGCUCGCAUGCUGUUGCAGCUAUAAGGCAUUUAGGCGAUGACUUAUCUAAGCAUGUUGGAGACUAUUAUCAAUCAGCAAAGCUACGAGAGGCAUACUCGUAUCGGGUAAACUCUGUCCCGCCACAUGCUUCAUGGAUAGUCCCUGCAGAUGUUGCAAGUAUUUGUGUUUUACCUCCACUAUGGAAGCGACAGUCUGGUCGGCCAAAAGAAACGCGACAUAAGGGACCCACUGAGAAAGAUUCACAAAAGCAGAAGACGACACCAGGCAAUGCGGCAUCCACAAGCAAAUCCACAAGCAAAAGUUGUGUUCCUAAGACGUGUAGUUUGUGUGGAGCGAGAUCGCAUAUACGUCCCAAUUGUCCUUACUUACUGCAAGAUGAAUGAGUGUUUGUUGUAAUUCUACAUUCUAAUGUGUUUGUUGUUAUUCGUGGAUGCAUGUUUUUAUGGUUUGCUAGUAUCUUAAUGGUUUAAUUAAUAAUACCGUCGUACAAUUUUAUAAUACCA